AUGCCGAGCCAGCUCCCCGUCGCCACAGCCCCUCCACGCCGCCUCCACGCCCACGGUCGUGCCCACGGCCGGAGCUGCCCGCCCCGGUGCACGCCACGCCCCGCAAGACCGCCACCUCCCUGCCCGGCCGGCGCUCGCCACGCCCCCGCCCGGUCGGCGCUCGCCCCGCCCCCAUCCGAGCUGAGUGUGCCUCGCCCCCAGACCCCGGCACGAGUGGCAGCGGCGCCCCCAGCUCCCAAAGCCCCUGCCCCCGACGCUUGGCUCCCGGCCUCCGUCCCUGCCCCGCCUCCGGCGGCCGCCCCCGACCCGGAGUGCCGGUCCCCGCCUCGACGGCCGCCCCGGCUCCCGGCCCUUCCGUCCCUGCCCCCGGCGCCUGCCCCCGCCGCCCGGUCCCUGCGCCUGCCCCCGCCCAAGGCAGGUUGUGAUUUCCCUGCUCAAGGCCACCGUAUGAGGGACGAGGUCAUGAGGCAACGCAUCGAUGAUUGUGAUGCUGAUGGUGGGGUUGGAGACAUGUUACAUGACUAUCAUGAAGCACAUUUCGGUGAAGGACCGCAGGAGGAGGAGCCAGAGGCAUCCGCAAAGGCGUAUUUCGAGAUGUUGGAGGCUGCACAGAAACCACUUCACGGUCAUACAAAGGCGGGUGCCCACAAAAGGAAGCUCAACGGCAUCCUGGGAACCCUAUGCAGGGAGCUCUUCCCUGGGCUGGUGAUGCAUGCCGGGAUCUUGGAGCCGGCAUACACGUGGGACCACUACAUCGCCAUCCCAGAUGCAGAAGAUCGGGAAGGGAGGUCCUUCGGCAACAAGGAGGACGGGUGGUGGGAGAAUUCUGGGAUUUCUACAUGUGCGAGCCAGGAUAUGAGGCCAUAG
This is a messenger RNA of Panicum virgatum (switchgrass), 867 nucleotides long. RefSeq names its product neural Wiskott-Aldrich syndrome protein-like. The coding region runs from base 1 to 867 and encodes 288 amino acids. The transcript has 4 exons. NCBI's taxonomy places the organism in Eukaryota, Viridiplantae, Streptophyta, Magnoliopsida, Poales, Poaceae. The record is from RefSeq and is a predicted model, not a curated record.